AAAUCACCAAUUUCCCAUGCAAACGCAACAGAAAUAAUAAGGGUAAGAUGAAGACGAAGACAAUGGAGUUCCGAUCAAAUAAUAUCCGUAAAUCCGGGAUCUUACCGCUCGGAAUCACGCUGUUGUUGAUGAUGAUGAUGUUUGCACCUACGAAAGUCGUAGGUUCGAUGUCUCCGUCGGCUUUUUUUGAGAACCUUAUCUACUCCAACAGGAUCGUAAUUUUCUCCAAAACCCAAUGCCCGUACUGCGUGGUCGCAAAAAGCGUCUUUAAUAGACUAAAAGAGCAGCCUUACGUCGUGGAGCUUGAUCAUCAUGAGGAUGGGGGCAGAAUCCAGGAGGUGCUUUUUGACCGGGUUGGCCGUCGCACUGUUCCUCAAGUAUUUGUGAACGGGCAGCAUAUUGGCGGCGCUGACGAUCUUGAUGUAGCUGUCAAGAAUGGUGCGUUGCAAGGUCUCCUGUGUACUUGUUGAAUAUGAAAGAAAACUGUUGGAAUUAUCUUUUAAUGUAGCUUUAACUUUUCUGCCUAAUAACAUGUAAAGUGUAAAUCGUUUACUGGUUAAUAACAUAACUCGAAGGAGGCUAAUGUCUGUUUGCUUAUACAAACCGCGUUUGGUUCA
This is a messenger RNA of Helianthus annuus (common sunflower), 617 nucleotides long. Its product is annotated as monothiol glutaredoxin-S6. Gene Ontology annotation, cellular component: cytoplasm. NCBI's taxonomy places the organism in Eukaryota, Viridiplantae, Streptophyta, Magnoliopsida, Asterales, Asteraceae. Gene Ontology annotation, molecular function: glutathione disulfide oxidoreductase activity. Gene Ontology annotation, biological process: cellular response to oxidative stress. The record is from RefSeq and is a predicted model, not a curated record. The transcript is spliced from 4 exons. Bases 48 to 470 code for a protein of 140 amino acids.